AACUCCAGAGUAAAGGACCGCUAGCCAGGCUGCUACGCUUUUGCUUUUUUAGCGCUGCUCUAUUCCGCUGUGAGAGCAGGACGGAUCUCCGGAUCCUCUGGAACAUUUCUACGGAUAUUUUUAAAGCCAACAAGUCGGGGUUUUUUUUGUUAUGUUUUUUUAAAGUACUGUUUGCACCACAAGUGCUGGAUUAACGUUUACAAGAAAAACAAAACCAGAAAAAACCCUCGAGAGCCUUUGGGAAGCCCGUGACCCCGCUGGAUGUCUGCGCCGCGCUGCUGGACCGAGUGGCUUAGCUAACACCGCGCACACAGAUCCGGUUUCUGCGCCUGUUUUACUCAUUACCUCUUCUUUUUUUCCCUUUGGGGUGUUUUUAAUAAGUUUAUCAGACUCCUGCGUCGAAAAGAAAACAAAGAGAAGUGUUUAAAGAUGUCUGUUGCGGGCUUAAAGAAGCAGUUUUACAAAGCAAGCCAGAUGGUGAGCGAGAAGGUCGGUGGAGCAGAAGGAACCAAGCUGGAUGAAGAAUUCAGAGACCUGGAGAAAAAAGUGGACGUGACCAGCAAAGCCGUGGUGGAGGUCAUCUCCAAAACCUCAGAGUACCUGCAGCCCAACCCGGCGUCUCGUGCCAAGCUCUCCAUGUUGAACACCAUGUCCAAGAUCCGUGGGCAGGUGAAGAGCCCCGGAUACCCGCAGGCAGAGGGGCUGCUGGGAGAGUGCAUGGCCAAAUACGGCCGUGACCUCGGAGAGGACACUAACUUUGGAGCGGCGCUGAUCGACGCUGGUGAGACUAUGAAGAGACUGGCCGAGGUGAAGGACUCACUGGACAUCGAUGUCAAGCAGAACUUCAUCGACCCUCUACAAGGCCUGUGUGACAAAGACCUGAGAGAGAUCCAGCAUCAUUUGAAGAAGCUGGAAGGUCGUCGGCUGGAUUACGACUACAAGAAAAAGCGGCUGGGAAAAAUCCCAGACGAUGAGGUGAAGCAGGCACUGGAGAAGUUCCACGAGUCCAAAGAGGUGGCGGAGAUCAGCAUGUACAACCUGCUGGAGACUGACAUCGAACAGGUGAGCCAGCUUUCGUCACUGGUGGAGGCGCAGCUACAGUACCACAGACAAGCUGUACUGAUUCUUGAAGAGCUCUCUGACAAACUGAAAGACAGGAUUCUCGAGGCUCAAUCUCGUCCCCGCAAAGAGUACAUCCCCAAACCCAAACCCGUCUUCGACUUUGGAGAAACCAACGAGCAGUCCAACGGAGGCUUCACGCCCGUUUCUGCUCCUCCACCCAUCAGGACCACGGAUCAGUUGUUCAAGCGCAGCAGGUCAGCGUGGAAACCCAGACCGACUCCAGCAGAUCAGGCAUGCUGUAAAGCCCUGUAUGACUUCGAUCCAGAGAACGAGGGCGAGCUGGGCUUCCGCGAGGGCGACAUCAUCACCCUGACCAGCCAAAUCGACGAGAACUGGUUCGAGGGCACGCUGCGCGGCCAGUCGGGAUUCUUCCCUUGUAACUAUGUCGAGGUGAUCGUCCCACUGUCGCGCUAAACCUCCGUGACAGAGAGAGAGAGAGAGAGCACGAAAGAGGGGUUUUACGGAGGGAUUUUCAACCAUGUCAGCACCUGAACUCUGGCACUUUGACCUCUUAUGAAGGAAAGAACUUUUUCUUCUCACAUUCCAGAAGAAGAAACGAAGGACUGAUUACGAACGACUGAUGACUGCGACUUUUUAACCCUGUAGAAGAAGUCGGACAGACUAACACGACUUUAACCGUAUAUAUAACCUUCGCCGAACUGACCGUUAAAUGUGACAUCUCAAAAUUCAAAGUCUCAGCCACCUCACGGCUUGGCACAGGAGUGUGACCAUAUCUAUUCAUUAUCGUGAUCGGAAAAGUUUUCAAACUUAUUUUAAAAGCCUGUAAGCACGUUUUAAAGCACUGAAAUAGAAAGAUCUUGAAAGAUUGAAUGUAUCGGGAAUCUCUGAAAACGUCUUCCAUGUCACACUUUCGCCACAUCGUCCACUCGCAGAUCUCAUCCUUAAAGCUACACUAAGGAACCAGGAAUUACCAAAAAUAAAUAAUCAUCACACUCUGUUUAACUAAAAGUUCCAUUAGUGUCUCUUUAAGGGCAGAGAUUCCCAUAAUCCAAUCCAGGACCAGUGCCAAUUAAAAAAAAAGAAAGAAAGAAACUGCGGGUAGUUUCCUACUGUACACUGUCCUGAGGCAAAAAAACAAACAAAAAUGGACUGACCCGACGUCUCCUGACUGCCCCCUGCUGGUCAGGAUGUGAUCUUACGGACUGUUUGGACAUUGACUCUGCACUGUGGGCUGCGCGUGUUACAGCUGCUCAGUGUGUAGCGUUCCUGAGCCACACACACACACACACACACUCACACACACAAGUACAGGAGCUUCAUAUACAACUCUCAGAUAGAUAUAUAAAAGUGGUUUUGUAUUCGCUUUAGUUUAACGUAGUGACAUAAGGUGUGAACGCUCCUCCUUCUCCCGAGCUUUAGAUUAACAGAAGGGAUUGGAGCUGAUGAAGCUCCAAUUGGGAUUGGGAUUGGAGAGAUGAAGGACGCUGUAGAGUAGAAGCGCACGCUUUAGUGAUUUUACCCAUCCUAUUUUCUCCAGACUAUAAGUAUGUUAGAAUUUAUGCGUUAACCGUAAUAGAUUUAGAUUUAAGAAACAAAUUACAUGAAUUGAAUCUUGAUCGUUCCAGAAAAGCAGAUGUUUUACUUCACACCAUGGAGAUCAUGUGAAAUUGAUAGACAAGGUCAAAAAUCUAUUUUUUGGACAGAGCUCUGAAUUUCCACUCCAGGUUUUACUACAUGAAUUAUAAUAAAUUAAUUCUAUAAGUUUUCAUACAGCCGCUCAAAUAUUCACAUAUUCACGACUCAAGGUGAUAUUUUAUUUCUAACCUCGAUUUAUUUGUCCUCCCCAGAAACGCUUCUAAGCCCACAUUAUAAGCCUGCUUUGACACAAAGACAAUUAUUCACCAUAAUAUAAAACUCUAAAGUUAAAAAUGAGUAAAAGCUUCAACUCGAGGAACAAUUCUGCGCUGAGUUACAGCAACACUCACAGAGAAAUUACUGAACUCGACCAGUAGAUGGUGCCAAAGCGCUGUUUUUCGAGGCAGCACUAAAGAUAUGCGCCUUAAAAAGCAGCAUAUUGCGGCGUGGUUAUAGUCUGGAAAAUACACCACAGUUUCUUGUGAUAAAGGUGAUGGACGGAUAAGUGGACGAACUGGGGGAAAAACACACUAAACCGUGUGGCUUCGCUCAUCUCUGCAUGACAGCAAGGGAUUAAUAUAAGAACCGUGCGUACAGAACAUAUGUUGCUGCGUUCACCGUCUGACCCGUUUCAAACACUACACCAUCCCUUCUCCUGUGAAAGAAUCGAACAGAUCCGAACUUCCUUUCAUCGUGAGGAGUAAGAUCGCCACACUACAGUGACGUUUGAGAGUUAAUGUGACUGCGCGCUUGUAGGAAAACGGCCAAAAAUCCGCUCUGCGCUACCGCAGUGUACAGGAUGUGCUCGGCUUUAACGUGCUGCCUGCUUUUAGCUUCUGUUAUCUCUGUAUAUGAUACUGCUGGCGGUGUCCUGCUGUUACACACACACACACUUCCACACGGAAGCCCUGAAACGCUUCGAAGGUGGUCAUUAUUUGAGUGUAGCAGCUCAGUAGCUCAGUUAUUUCCAGACAACAUGUUUUUGUCGUUUUAACUUCAGACCGUUGUUGAAUUCCGUUUCAGCUCGUGCAAUAUGGUGGAUUCUUCAAUCGUCUCUACACAUUUAUGUCUACUAAAUCUCCAGACCUGACGACCUUUAUGUGAAAGUGCGCUACAAGAACCCGCGACCUGUCACUCGAAAUAUACCAUUAGAUUAAAAAAAAGUGCUACAAGAACGUAGAAACUUUCUGAUAUCAACAGAGACAUGCUGCCUGGAAGCCCCACCCCCUCAUCAUUAAUACGCUCAUUAAUAUUAAAUAAAUUACGUCACCGUACUCUUGUUAGGUUCCACUUACACACAAGGAUGUAAAAAGAGUUAUGUAAAAACUGAAGUGAAAAGUGGACUGGCCAGUGGUCAGACACUUCAGAUUCGUUCAGGAGGAGCCAAAAUAUCAGCCAUGUGGACAGUAGACAAUUAAUAAACAAUUUUUAGACAAUUGAUAACCAGGGUUUUUUAACUUGUUUACUGAGCAGUGAUGCAGAAAUUCUCCAUAUUAUUACUCUCCUUUAACCUGACCUGAUGGAAAGACUUGUGUUUUUUUCCUGUCUUUUCUUUACUCUGUCCGUUCUGUGUAACUAAAUCAAACAAGAAGGACAAAAAAAAGUCCAGUGAAGUGCCAAAAUAGUGUUAUUGGAAAUAAAUAAAUAAAUAAAAAAUAGACAAUAAAAAUGAUUAUACUGAGUGAAAAAAAUAACGACGUGGACCGUCCAGGAUCGUGGCUUCCGUAACCAUCUAUCUAGAUGGAUGGCACAGAUUUCAGACUUGUUAUUGAUGUUGACGUGUGUGAUGACGUGAUGUGUGUGUGUGUGUGUGUGUGUGCUGCUUUAUGGUCAAGGCUGCGAAAUGCUAAGCCUCAACCUCGAUACGUCUCGCAUGCUAGUCCUGCGUGUUUAAAUGGCUUGCCCGGGUUCACGUUUUUCUUUGUCCUGUUUACAGCGCGCGCGUGUGUGUGUGAGUGAGUGAGUGAGAGAGAGAGAGAGAGAGAUAUUCCUAUUCGAUAUAAAAUGAAGGAUGAGAAGAAGAAAAAAAUAAAACGUUUGUGUGCCUUGAGGACGAGAAAGCUAGGACACCGAACGAAUUCCCAUCAGUUCCCCUUCCGUUCCCUCGUUACCGUGUCAAAGGGCUCGCUGUGUGUCCGGCUUCGGCAUGAGCUGUGUGCAGACGUACAAGCAUGAGUACAGAUGUGCCUUCGCAGCAACACUACAGUUUAAAAAAGAAAAAAUAAAUGAAAUAAAGGAGUUAUUUUUUUCCCGUCUAAUCCAGCAGAGUGCCAGAAUUAUUUUACACACUUAAAAAAAAAAAUUCUGGUAGUCUUCUUUAGUAUGAUAUUAUUUUUCUAUGUACACAUCUGUUUUUAUUUGCAUGUUAGCUCUAUAUGAUAGCUUGCUAAUGUAUGGUUUAGUUUGUUUUAAAUAAAUAAAAAUCUGGUUUGUCUUGAAGGAAAAAAAAAACUAACUAUUCUGUUCUUCCUGAAUAUCCUGUAAACCUGAAUAUUUGUACCUGCUUUCUCCCCAUCUUUUACGUAAAUAAACGUGUAAAAUCCUG
This is a messenger RNA of Hemibagrus wyckioides, 5263 nucleotides long. RefSeq names its product SH3-domain GRB2-like 1b (gene sh3gl1b). Gene Ontology annotation, cellular component: glutamatergic synapse; cytoplasm; presynapse. The transcript has 10 exons. Gene Ontology annotation, molecular function: protein binding. Bases 430 to 1536 code for a protein of 368 amino acids. The record is from RefSeq and is a predicted model, not a curated record. Gene Ontology annotation, biological process: synaptic vesicle uncoating. Lineage: Eukaryota; Metazoa; Chordata; Actinopteri; Siluriformes; Bagridae.